GUGAGGAUCCUCCUCCCGAGGAGAAAGGAAACCAGGAGGGAGGCGCGGAGGCGGCCAUGGCCGAGUCCGCGGACGCCGCCGGAGCCGCCGCCGAGCAGGAACCGGAGCCGCUGCGGCUCAAGCAGCUCCGCGGCAGCGGCGGCUUCUUCACGGUGCCCCCGGAGCACAGGCUGGGAAGAUGCCGGAGCGUGAAGGAGUUCGAGAAGCUCAACCGGAUCGGGGAAGGGACCUACGGCAUCGUGUACCGUGCCCGAGACACCCAGACCGACGAGAUUGUGGCCCUCAAGAAGGUGCGGAUGGAUAAAGAGAAGGAUGGCAUCCCCAUCAGCAGCCUGCGAGAGAUCACACUCUUGCUGAAGCUCCACCACCCCAACAUCGUGGAGCUGAAGGAAGUGGUGGUGGGGAAUCACCUGGAGAGCAUUUUCUUGGUGAUGGGUUAUUGCGAACAGGAUCUCGCCAGCCUCCUGGAGAACAUGCAGGUGCCCUUCUCUGAAGCUCAGGUAAAAUGCAUCAUUCUUCAGGUUCUCAAAGGGCUUCAGUACCUGCACGACAGGUUCAUCAUUCACAGGGACCUGAAGGUGUCCAAUUUGCUCAUGACUGACAAAGGUUGUGUGAAGACGGCGGACUUCGGGCUGGCUCGUGCGUACAGGGUGCCGGCGAAACCCAUGACGCCCAAAGUGGUCACACUCUGGUACCGGGCGCCUGAGCUCCUCCUGGGGACGGCCACGCAGACCACGGCCAUAGAUAUGUGGGCGGUGGGGUGCAUCUUGGCCGAACUCCUGGCCCACAAGCCGCUGCUCCCAGGCAAUUCCGAGAUCCAGCAAAUCGACAUGAUUGUCCAGCUCCUGGGCACGCCCAACGAGACCAUCUGGCCCGGAUUCUCCAAGCUGCCCCUGGUGAGCCAGUACACCCUCCGCAAGCAGCCCUAUAACAACCUGAAGCACAAGUUCCCCUGGCUGUCUGAGGCUGGGCUGCGCCUCCUCAAUUUCCUCUUCAUGUACGAUCCCAAGAAAAGGGCCACGGCGGGUGAAUGCCUGGAGAGUUCCUACUUCAAGGAGAAACCGCUCCCCUGUGAGCCCGAGCUGAUGCCGACCUUCCCUCACCACCGCAACAAGCGGGCGGCCCCGAGCGCUGGCGCUGAGGGUGCAGGAAAGCGGAGCCGCCCGUGAGGAGGGCGCCGGCGGCUGCACCUGGACCAAACGGAAGAGAGGCACCAGCCAAAGCUGAAACCGCUUAGACUCUCCCUCGGAGUCGCCAGGCACGAUCCCCUUCCGGGCCACGUCAGGUGCCGGCGGCAGAGCCAACGAUGCGCGGUUCCCCUGUGGCCCCUGGCCGCCUCACCCAUCUGACCCUCCUGCGUCACGAGCGCUGUCCUCCCUGCCAUCCAGAGACUGAAUCUGCAGCCCUUUCCCAGAGCUGGGGAACAGCUCCUUUUAUGUGUGUUUUUUGCUCAUUCCAAUUCCAAGUGUCUCCCCCUCCCCCCAAACCAGUGUGGUCCAGUGUUGGUGCGAUUCUGGGCACUGUAAUCCAAAAGACAUUUGCAAAAAAAAAAAAAAUGUGUGCAGAGAACUCUGGCUGGGGGGGGGGCUGUGCCUGGCCAAGAGCAUUUUCCUGUUACCUGGAGGCUGUGUGGACAGGGGGGGCUUCCUUCCAGGUGGCUGGAAAGAGGACAGGGCACGGAGGCGGAAAGGCAUGCAGAUGUGUAACGUUUCAGAGCCAUGUUAGGGGCCGAGGCACCUUCAUCCAUCUACCUGAGCAGCUGCCAAGGCACCUUCCUGCCCCCCCCCUUUUUUUCAUCCCUGCUUCCCAGGCGUGGGAAGAUGGGGGCGGGACUCUUACAAAUCUAUUGGUUUUCUGGACAGAAUUAGAAACAGUGGAUUUGAGUCA
Messenger RNA from Pogona vitticeps (central bearded dragon), 1887 nucleotides. It is a transcript of the gene CDK10, whose product is annotated as cyclin dependent kinase 10. Gene Ontology annotation, molecular function: cyclin-dependent protein serine/threonine kinase activity; ATP binding. The record is from RefSeq and is a predicted model, not a curated record. Gene Ontology annotation, cellular component: nucleus. NCBI's taxonomy places the organism in Eukaryota, Metazoa, Chordata, Lepidosauria, Squamata, Agamidae. Gene Ontology annotation, biological process: protein phosphorylation; regulation of mitotic cell cycle.